Messenger RNA from Xenopus tropicalis (tropical clawed frog), 5405 nucleotides. RefSeq names its product LanC like family member 3 (gene lancl3). Gene Ontology annotation, biological process: peptide modification; carbohydrate metabolic process. The transcript has 5 exons. The record is from RefSeq and is a predicted model, not a curated record. Bases 167 to 1390 code for a protein of 407 amino acids. Lineage: Eukaryota; Metazoa; Chordata; Amphibia; Anura; Pipidae.
GGCUACAACACUGCUCCUGCUCUCCCAGCGCCAGAAAUAAGGUGCCUUCCUCUCCUCACUAAUAUUCCAACUCCAGCCACCUCUGCCCAGCACCCAAGUCACUCUGUGGCACCGAAUCCAGCGUGCGUCUUCAUUGCCUCCAGGCGACUAUCGCACCAGCCGACUGAUGGAGAGCAAACGCUGCUUUGCCAAUCGCUUCUCGGACUAUAAGGGCAGCCUUCUGUCCGGCCAGGGCAGCGAAGCGUCGGUACCGCUCAUCCUCAGCACCUUGGAGAGCGUCCUACAGAAGCUGCCGGCACAGGGCGGUGAGGAAGGCGGGCUGUAUGGGGGGCUGGCCGGGGUGGCUUACAUGCUCUACCACGUCUCCCAGUGCCACCUGUUCAGCUCUGGCAGGGACACCUACCUGCGUAAGGCCACCGCUCUCAUCGAGUCCUGCACAGCGUAUUAUGACCGGGAGCAGGACAGGGAGACUCGGGCAUCCUUUCUUUUGGGGGGAGUAGGGGUAUAUGCCGUGGCCGCUCUGAUCUAUGAAGCUAGGGGGCUACAGGCGGACUCCAACCGGGCUCUGGACAAAUUCAAGGAGAUUGGAGAGAUCUGUACCCCGCUCGGCUUCCUGGAGUGCGGCUCGGACGAGCUGUUUGUGGGCAGGAGCGGGUACCUGUGCGCAGCCCUGGUGCUAAAGCAAAAGCUCCAGGUGGAGGUAUUGACUCCAGUGCAGAUUAGAUCAAUCUGCCAAGCCAUCCUGGAAUCUGGAAAGCAUUAUUCAAAGAAAAAAAGAAAACUGUUUCCACUUAUGUACUCUUAUUAUGGAACAGAAUACUUGGGUGCAGCACACGGGCUAUCAUCUGUUUUGCAAAUGCUUCUGACCUAUCAGGACUAUCUCCAACCUGCAGACCGGGACCUUGUUUGGGAGAGUGUGGACUUUCUGGUAAACCAGGAGCAGAACUGUAACUGGCCCCCUGAAUUAGGGGGAGUGAUAGAACGGGAAAAUGAACUGGUACAUUGGUGCCAUGGUGCCCCAGGCAUUGCAUAUCUGUUUGCCAAAGCAUACCUGCUUACCCGGAAACCUUGCUAUCUGGACACAUGCAUCAGAUGUGGAGAGCUAACUUGGCAAAAGGGACUGCUAAAGAAAGGCCCAGGAAUUUGCCAUGGAGUUGCAGGCAGUGCCUAUGUGUUUCUUUUGCUAUAUAGACUCACAGGCCACUCCAAGUACAUUUACAGAGCACAAAGGUUUGCUGAGUUCCUAUUCUCGGAUGAAUUCAAAGCUGGAUCUUGUACCAUCGAAAACAUUUACAGUCUCUAUGAAGGCCUUUCCGGAACCGUGUGUUUUCUGGUUGAUCUCCUGCAGCCUAAUGAUGCAGAGUUUCCACUAUUCAGUGUGUUUGUCUAGAGAGUCCUAGUACACUGUACUGUCAGUUAUUCUCUGUUCUAAUCUAUCCAAGUGUAAUGGGCAUGUUCAUGCAGGAAAUGCAACUCAAUUAGAGGACUGUCAUUCUGCCCCAUGAUUGAAUAACUUGCAAGUAGCUGAUUGGUCACACACUGUUGUCAUGCCUCUGCCCUUGACAAUUUUUUAUUAAGUACAUGGUGCAUUGCAGAGUGAACACAACAGGUGCUAUUUACCUACAGUAUGUGAGUGUUAUUGGAAGAGCAGUUAAAAAGCCAGAUAUUUAACUCAUCUAGUGAACACAAUUUCUUGCAAAAGGUUUCCAUAUUUUGAAUGAAUGAUAGGUAAUAAAAUAUAUUUAUCAUUUAACCACAGCCUAAUUUGCAUAUUCCAGUUUGAGAUACAUAAAAAAAUUACAUCGUCUGUGAACAACUUUCGUUGUGCAGAGCUUUAAAGUCAUCCAAUUAUGAGGGUUUCGCCAAACCAAAUUCAAAUUCUGCAAGAACCAAAUUUAGCCGAACCAAAUUCUGGAAUCAGUGCAUCCCUAAUUAAGGCACUUGCCUGAUUAAGUUUAUAUAUUUGAUGGAAGACUGGAUAACAAAUAGGAAUUGAAUGGAUUCAUAAACUUUUUUUCAUUUACUUAUUAAUCUUGGAUUCUUAGAUUAAAUAGUAGGUGAGGUUUUAAAACAAAUGUCCUUAUUUCAACCCUUUUGUCCAGAUACAACAUGCAUAACUCCCAUGUCUCAUGCACCAGUUAUGGCUCAGCAUUUCCCAAUACCUUGAGAAAUAUGUUCUUGUGAUUAAAACUGUUUUUGAACCUCUUCUGUAGUGCCUCAAUACUAAAAUUCUGUGAAAAACACAAGUGCAUUGUGGGAAAACCAUAACAAAUGGUUCCAGUAUUAAUACUUUGCACCUAGAUAACUCUAACUAAAUAAGGUCCUGUACACCUUGAGCUGGCAACUUUCUGAUUCUCAUCAUUCAUGGUAAGAGAGACCAUUAAUUUUAAAUGGUCAAAGAAAGUGCAUUACUAUUUACAGCACAGCACAUUACUGCAGAUCAAUCUAAGUCUUGGUAGAUUAAUCUGUUUUUCUUGGUGAUUUUGGAACAUUCUAGAGAUAUGGAUAGCUAAUUCAUGUUUAAAAAUAAGUUUAAAUUAGUUUAAGUAGUGCUGUAAUCCAUGUCUUUGUUAAGAUAUUGUCUAAGAUUUAGACUUAGAUAAUGAUAAUUAGAUAAUGAUAAUAGAAUAAUGAUGAGCGAAUCUGUCCUGUUUCGCCAUAAAACUUGUGAAACAACAAGAAAAAUCCCUGAAUCGAUUUUUUGCCCAACUUUUUUGACGCUCAUCAAUAAUAAUUCAUAGAGUUCUGGGCAGGCAGUAGGCCUUAUAUUUAAUAAUAUUUAAUAAUAGGAUCUACAGGUUUAAUUUUCUUAUCAUUGUGCAAAAGUUGUGCUGCCUUGGCAUUUUAUAUAUUUAUGAGAAUUACAGUUUUCUUUGCCAUCAAACUACAGUUGAAUCCCCUACAGAAGCCUACGAAUGUGAUACAGGCUGUAUAGGAUAUAUAUAUAUAUAUAUAUAUAUACAGUAUAUUGUUUUUUGCCAUAAUAACUCAAAUACCUGAAAUUUGAGUGCUUUUUAGAGAGAUCAGUAGACUUCUGUCAGAAAUGCUGCAGCAGGCUGUGAGUUCUGUAACAUGCACUAUAAAAUUCUAGCAAAUUACUGUGAAUGAACAUAAUUUUUUGCAUAUUUUAUAGAAGUUUAAACCAUGUUAUUGUUGCGCAGCAUAUUCAAGCUGAAAAAAAAUGACACAGUUGUUGGUUUAUCAAGCCACAAGUCACUAGCAUUCUUCCUUGAAAUUGGCAUAUCUGGCUAGCCUUAACAAGUAUUGCCAUAACCAUUAUACAGGGAAUAAAAAGACCACUUGCCUUUAAUCUAGCGUCACCUUCAAAUUGCUAAUGUUUGCAGAUAAUCUUUUAUACUAAAUAAUAUAAUCAUCUUGCAAUGUCAAAACAGUGGAUCUUUUUCAUUGCUCUGGGACAUUAUUUGUGGUGUGUUUGUGUGAUUUAAGGCAACUUGUUUGUUAAUGUUAAGUUAAAAUAAAAUAAUUAGUAAAGUAAAAGCGGUAAUUUACGUCUGCAAGAGCAGAGUGCAAUCGUCAUGUUUUUUCCCACAAUGUGGUGUUUUUUUCCUGAAUUUUAGCAUCAUUGUGGUUGCAAGGGUGUGUUGCAUCUGACACAGUUGCUCUGCAAUUUUGAAGUGGCUUGGACCUUUGAUUAAACAUACCUAAUAAACCGUGUUUGAAUUAGGGAAAAAAAAGUGAAGAGUUAUGUGUGUGUAAAAAUACCCCCCACAGUUACAAGCCACACCAAUUGGUAUUGUAAGCCUUGGUAUUGGUAUUGUAAGCCUUGGUGUUUGUAUUGUAAGCCUUGGUAUUGGUAUUGUAAGCCUUGGUAUUGUAAGCCUUGCCCGCCAACACUUUCUGGUUUUACCCACUGUAAAGUAAAACCAUUUUGAAAAUGUAGGGACACCAAUAUAAAAAUUGAGCAUAUGACUUUUCUCUUCAUCUUUGCCACAGUCUCCCUGUUUGUCUUGGACUUAACACUUUUCUCCAGAUAUAAUGGCCAUAACACUGGGCUUUAGCACUAUUCUAAAAAUAUAUAUGUUUCAGGUUUUUUCUCUACUCCCAAGGCCAGCGGCCCUUAUCUUUCAUCAGGAGCAUAUUGUCUCCUGAUGAAGAAGGAGAUUAUGAAAUAUUGUUUAUUUGUUUGGUCAUAGUUUCACCUUUGGAAACAUGAGCAAACUAAAUGGACCUAAUAAAUUAAGAAAGAAUCCUUAAACUUUAACUAAUGCUCUAAAGAGAUACAUACAAAAUAUUAAACUGGCUGGGAAACAAUGCCCCCUCAGUGAAAAUAUGGCAGACCCUCAUUAAUACAGCCCUACCUUCUAUUAGACUUACAUAUGAAGCUCGUGGGUGCCCCGCUAAAUUCGAAAAAAUCUGGUCCCCAUGGCUGGAGCUAAACCCCGGUAUACCUGAAGGAAUAUGUGGUUCCAAGGCUAUUAACUUCCACACUUCGAAUGGAGGGUUAUGUCAACCCGCACUAAUGUCUUCAGUAUGGUAAUUGCUGUGUGUCUGCUCUAGUGUACCCACCGUACUGUAUGCCUCCUCUUUGUUAAAUUUCUGUAUAAUACCGUACACACCAGUACAUGUAUCUUGGACUUGUGCCUAAAUGCUGUGUAUUUCCGCUGCUCCCCCUUUCCCCCCCCCUCCUUCCAUGUUACUAAAACAAUAAAAAUGAUACUUAAAAAAAAAAAAAAAAGAGAUACAUACAAUGUGACAAAGAUACUUACAAUCUGAUAGUGGAUAACCUCAUGCCUCUACAUGUUCUACUGGUUGCUAAUUAGAAACCAACAAACUAUAAUAUUUCAGUCAAAAAAAACGAGGAACCAUUCUACCUGUUCAUCAUCUUGUCUACAAUUGAUUUUGUGCAGACAUAUUGGAACUAAACUGUUUCUGAUAAUCUUUUUGUAUAAUGCACUUUAUUUUCAAUAAAAUCAGUUGUUUUGUUAUAGUGCUUAAAAUGUGGCCUACAGAACUGAUUUGUACGAAUUCAUUUUCUAGUACUGUAUGUGUAUAAAUAUACAAAAUUUACUGUGUGUAUAGAUGGGUGUGUGUGUUUUUUUGCCUCGGUGCAACAGGGUGCAUUUAAUAAGCUUAAACGCCUUUUAGCUAUAUUGUAACCUACAGUUCUCUGUGUCUUAUUACAGCAAACGGUUAGUAGAUAAAUGUCCCUAUUUUAGCUUGUGAUUGCUAGCAUACAGAAUAGAGAUUACCUUUUUGUGAUAAUUUAUUUUGUUACAUUACUAAAUCUUUUCUUUUCUAUUUGUUGCUGUUCCUCUAAAAAAAAAUGUAAACCAAUGUUGUAUUUGCCUUAGCAGGUCAUUAUAUCACUGUGACAAACCACUGCUUGUUCUUAAUCUCACUGCUCUGUUUAAUAAUUGCAGUUUCAAUAAAAGAUUUGAACAGUU